This is a messenger RNA of Rotaria sordida, 267 nucleotides long. The record is from the annotation of a GenBank genome assembly. NCBI's taxonomy places the organism in Eukaryota, Metazoa, Rotifera, Eurotatoria, Philodinida, Philodinidae.
AUGUUACUCAAUCACAAACACUUUCAUGUAAAUGAUAAUAAUAAUAUAUCUACAUCAAUACCUUCAAAAUCAUCAUCAUUAUCAUCAAGUCUAUUAAUCAUUGUAAUUAUUAUUAUUGCAAUGAUAGGUUUAUUUAUAUCUAUAAUUAGUUUUUUAAUCUAUCGAUAUCAUAAAAAUCAACGUCAUUAUUUAAAAACUUUAACACGAACAAUCUAUGAUACAUUACAAAAUUCAUCUUAUAAUAUUACUAUACCAACAUCCUACUGA